CUUCAAAAUCUACCCUGGAAUUAGCAAUUUCUUCAAUUCGCCCCUUAAGGGCUAAAACUCGUAUCCUGUUUCAUGUUUAGCUCAUGUAAACAUGGCUGCUGAGUCACCCAGUUCUGUUCGAAAAGUUGUUGUUCAUUUGAGAGCAACUGGGGAUGCCCCAAUUCUAAAGCAAGCCAAAUUCAAGAUACUUGGAGCUGAUAAAUUUGCUAAAGUUAUUGAUUUUUUACGCCGACAACUGCACCAGGAUACACUGUUUCUGUAUGUCAACAGUGCCUUCUCACCAAGCCCAGAUGAAUUGGUGAUUGACCUGUAUAAUAAUUUUGGUUUUGAUGGUAAACUUGUGGUUAAUUAUGCCUGUUCCAUGGCAUGGGGAUAACUCUCGAUGAUGGAUCUACUGAGAUAAAACUGUCAACUCUCAGAUACUAACUUCUUACUUCCACACGAGCAAGGGAAUGUUGUUGCUGGUAUUAUGAACGUUCUGAUCAAGGAGACGAUUGGAACAGCAGUACACGUGCAUCUAUCAUUUUGUUUUUUCUUCUUUUUUUUUGUUGUUGAUUUCAUUGACUUAUGCAUGUUGUACAUUCCAAUUUGUUUAUAAUUCAAAUAUAGAAAACAUAUCUUGGUUCA
Molecule: messenger RNA, 627 nt
Organism: Durio zibethinus
Lineage: Eukaryota; Viridiplantae; Streptophyta; Magnoliopsida; Malvales; Malvaceae
Product: ubiquitin-like protein ATG12
Biological process (GO): autophagosome maturation; piecemeal microautophagy of the nucleus; autophagosome assembly
Cellular component (GO): cytoplasm; Atg12-Atg5-Atg16 complex; phagophore assembly site membrane
Molecular function (GO): Atg8-family ligase activity
Source: RefSeq, a predicted model, not a curated record